Molecule: messenger RNA, 2852 nt
Organism: Bolinopsis microptera
Lineage: Eukaryota; Metazoa; Ctenophora; Tentaculata; Lobata; Bolinopsidae
Product: carbohydrate sulfotransferase 15-like
Exons: 13
Coding region: 46-1656 (536 amino acids)
Biological process (GO): hexose biosynthetic process
Molecular function (GO): N-acetylgalactosamine 4-sulfate 6-O-sulfotransferase activity
Source: RefSeq, a predicted model, not a curated record
AUAACUUAUUUUAGUGCUCCAGGAGUUCGAUGGUUGGUCUACCUAAUGAUACGCAGACCACGCAAUGUUGUUAUUCUUGUAUUGGUUCUACUUGCAGGCUUCCAUCUAAUUCUCUUUGUAUCUCAAAACUAUCGUCUUACCAUUAGCACUGGAGAUCAACAAGCCAGUCCUAAAUGGGAAGACAACCUCUCCUUCCCCACCUUCACAGCACACGAUGACAACGAGCACACUGUUCAGACUCUAACAGAGUACGAACAGGAGGCUGUCACUAGAGACAAGGUGUCUGGUACUUCUCCUGAAGAUAAGGAGGAGGAGGAGGAGCCGUCUAGUGAUUAUCAUGAGCAUAAGUUCGAACGUCCUCCUGAUAACACAGUUGAGGAAGUGUUCGGAAGCGAUAUAAUUAAAGACGAAAAGAGCAACUAUUUAAUUCAGAAACCCUACCUCAAGAAAGGGGUUAACCCGUAUGAUGGUCGACCUGAACUUCUUCCCAGAAGCGAAGGUAUCAACAAAUACACCGCAUUUGGAAACCCUGAUAAGCUAUACUGCGAUGCUGAAUACUGCUACGCUAAUGAAAGAAAAAUUAAAAAAGAGAUAAUUAAAGAGACACCGGAAGAUAUGUUCACAUUCCUACCUCCCCAGAAACAGUUCAUGAAGGAGUUCCGUAACCCUUGCUGGAAAGGGAAAGACCUUCUGGGCGAAGAUAAAUUAUUUUGUAUUCCCUACUUCUAUAUUAUCGGCUUCACUAAGUGUGGAACCACUGACCUAUUUGCGAUACUGAAAAACCACACUCACGUUUCCUCACGAUCUGGAAAAGAGACCCACUACUUUGACAGACUCCGAAGAGGACGCAUUAUUAGGAUGAACAGAAAACCAACCAGACUUCCCGUGUCGUUCCUUUCGUGGACAAACGGGGGAAAAUUCAGACAGAACCUCCUUUCUACUUACAGAAAAGAUAACGACAGUGACGUCCUGUUUCAUGGAAUCACGAUGGACGCAACCCCCUCAGCAGUUUGGGAUAACGAGUUUUGGGAGGUGUUUCAUCCUGGAUACAGGGAACCUCCGGUUACUAACCCUGAUGUUAUUGCCACUAUUAACCCUGACACUAGAAUUAUAUUAUCCCUCAGAAACCCAAUUAGCAGAAUGCAGUCCGCGUACCAGUUUUUCUGCGCGUUCCGUGUGUACGCAUGUGACAAGCCGGUCACACCGGAGAAAUUCCACAAUUUAGUGGGAGAAGCAGUUAAAAUGUUCCGCGAUUGCCGGAAGACUAACACAGAUCGAGGCUGCGUGUACAGCACCGAAUCUCAUCAACUUGCGACUCAUCUAUACGCGAGUAUUUACUCCGUGUACGUUGCUGACUGGCUGAAAGUCUUCCCACGGGAACAGAUUCACGUUAUGAUGUUCGAGGAGCAUAUUAGUGACGAGAUCGCUUCUAUUAAUGGCGUCUGUGAUUUCUUAGGAAUAUCACGGUUCCCAGUGGACUACAUGAAGACCUACCUCGAGCAGCAUAAAGUCAGAAAUUCACUCCGCGACUCCGCUCGAAUACCCUAUAUACUCCCUGAAACUAAAAAUCUUCUCAAAGAUUUCUUUAAGCCGUUCUUAGACGAUCUGGUGGAAAUGUUAGGAGAUAAGAAAUGGUACUGGAAACUCUACGAGUAACAUUCCAGAACCUUCCACCACCACCAGCUCCCUUUUUAUCACAGUCCAGCAACACAGUCUAACAGUCCGUAUGACUGUAUGAGUCCUGAAACCUGACUAGGAUAGGUACCGCUGCAGUUAUUGUUUUUUGCCGCUGGGCGGCUCAACUAAAGUUUUGGUUACCAAAUAAGUGUGGACUUCACGACUGAUGUCAUCUCUCCUGGUGCAUUGUGUGGUCGCCCUUAGUUGCCGUGGUAACAUCUGUAUCCCUUUGUUGACUACAAGAACAAGGCCCUCGUUCAGUUUAUCAGAUUAAAUGUUAAUCAAACUGGCCUAUUGCUGUUUCGGGGAUAUAUUAUAAUUAUGUACUAAAUGCUUUUUUUUCGAUUCUUUAAUCAUUUCUGUUUAUUUUUCUACGGGUUAUUUCAGCCAUAUUUCAAACAAAUUCCUUUUCUAUAGCCGAGAAGGCGAGAAACACUCUAUUUAUUCUGAAAGCUAGAGAUGUAAAUAAUUUGAUAAGGUGACUUGAUUUUAACCAACUUUGUUAUUUAAGUCUAAAGCUAAAAUUUCUUGAUCGACGAUUUGGGUGCAUGCAAUGAUUAAACAAGAGUGAAGAGAUUGGUGGUUGAUUUCCGCUUUAGUUUGUUAACUUUUUGCGGUUAUCUUUGUGCGAAAACGUAGGUCACGGGAAAUAUUUAUCAAUUUGAAAAUUGAUGCUUAUUUAAUUAACACUAAUAAAAGGGACCGUUCACAUAAAUCGUCUGAAUCCUAGCGGGUCAAGAGGUUCGAGUUGGCAGACAUUUUGAUGCUAAUAUAAUUUUUACAGAACAUGUAGGUGUACGCUUGCUGAAGGGCGGGAGUCUAAGAUAUUCAAAAUCUCACUGAAGUAAUACGUGAACGGUUUCUUAUUGGAAAAACAUAAACUUCAUUAUUUAUCAUUUAUACUCCUAGUUUUAGUUUAGUUGUAACUGUUUCUGUAAAUUUAAGCUGUACAACGAUUUUUUUACAAAGUUAGUUGAAAUGUGGAAGAUUUUAAAAUGCUGCUUUCUAGCUAACAUUAAAUUAGGUGUUAGGGGUGAUUUCAUUUCUUAAUGCUAGGUUAUGUUUCGCAAUUCAGCCAUUGAAUAAUGAAUAAUGGAUGAUGGAAUAAUUUUAUUUCUAUUUCAAUUGCUGAUUUGUGAAAAGCAUAAUAUUUCAAUUUGGUUUAUACUUGAAGA